GUGUUUUACAAGGAAGUUUCCAUUAACGAUAUAAUUAAAAAAAAAAAAACCUGGAAUGGAUUUCUUUUUGGGAUAAUAAAAGUGGUAUCUUUAUUCGUUAUAUGGGAUGGCUUGGAGCCUUGCUUGUUGUUGAUAGAAGCGAUUCCUUGACGCAACAACUAGGCACUUCGUCGUAUUUCAGUCAAAAUAUGAUGAAAAUAUAGUGAAAAAUAGAUAUUUAAGAAAAAGAUUGAUUUGCGAUCUUCAAGUCAACAGUUAAGAUUUCAUAAACUUAAACUCUAAAUCAAAAAUCCAAUUCUAAGAGGGAGCUUUCACACUGAGUAAAAGCAAUUUCAUCUAGCAGAAGGAAAGAUUACCUGUAAAGCCCUAAACAAUCCAUAAUUCACAGGUGAAAUAGGGUCCUUGGUUUGUUGUGUUAUUAACGUCCUUUAGAUGUUGUUUGUAACGUGGGAAGCAUGGAUCAAGAGAACAACAGCGACUAGCUUCGAUCAAAAGUGCAAGGGAGAAGAUCUUACUAGAGGGUUGAAAGCAAAGGCAGAUGAAGAGGAUUUGCAGCAUUUUUUAGGGUUUUUUUUUUUUUAAUCACAGAUUUGCAAAGAAAAAGAAGAGAAUGAUCUAAAAUUAAUAGAAAAGAAGUCAUGAAUCUGAGCCAUUGAGAGUGCCAACAACGGCUCCCAUUGUAGGGUUUCCUCAUUGGAUAGGCAAACAGGAGAGGACCUUAGUUAAUUAGCAAUUGAUAGAUCCUAAAAUGGCUUCUUCUUUCCUCUACUUCCUCUUUCUCUCCCUAGCCUUACACUUCUUUGUUUCAGCCUCAAGUGCAGAAGCGACCUUUGAACCUGAUGCCUUCACACUUCCAAUAAAAAAGGAUAAUGCAACCCUUCAAUAUACCACCACAAUAAAGAUAGGGGCCAAUGCCUCCUCCAUUAAUGUAGCCAUUGAUAUUGGUGGUCAGCUAUUGUGGUUCGAUUGCGACAUUGGCUAUAACUCUUCGGCUUUUCAUUACAUUCAAUGCGGUACAGCGGAGUGUGACGUUGAGGGAGCUGCAGUUUAUUGCAAAAUUUGUUUUCCUUUACCAAAUCUACCACCUUGCCCAUUAGCAACAUGUGGUAUUGAUCACUAUAAUCCAUUCAUCACUGGAACAGGAUCAAUCACUGGAACAGGUUCAUCUGGGGACCUAGCCAAGGAUACCUUAACAAUUAACUCAACAAAUGUGAGAGGAAAAAGAAAGCGAGAUAAGGUUCCUAUAAAUGUCCCUCUAUUUUCUUUUUCUUGUGUACCUUCGAAGGACAUAAAGGGCCUUGCCUCCGGUGCUUUAGGCAUUAUCGGCCUCGGAAACACUCCGACUUCACUACCAAUGCAGCUUUUUUCAAUGUUCAACAUUUCACAAGAGUUUUCUAUGUGUCUGCCCUCCACAUCCCAAACAACCGGGAACAUUUUAAUUGGCUCUGGUAAUAAAACUACAUUGUACCGCGAUUUACUAAUAACCACGCCAAUACUCAUUAAUCCAGUGAGUGAGUAUCCAUUUCCAGAUAGCCUGCCUUCAUUCGACUAUUUCAUUGGAGUGACAUCUAUUAAUGUUAAUGGACAAAAUGUGUCCUUUAACUCCUCAUUGCUAUCCUUUGAUAAUGAGGAAGGAGUAGGUGGGACGAAGAUCAGCACUGCAACUCCAUACACUAUUUUACAUACUGACAUCUACAACCCUUUUCUUGACAAAUUUGUGAAGAGUGCUACUACUUUAAAGAUUGAGAGAGUGGCAUCGGUGUCACCCUUCGGUGCAUGCUUCAACUCAAAGACCAUUCAUAGAAUAGGGGAAGAGCUGCAUGUGCCCACCAUCAAUCUGGUUUUGCAAAACAACACCGUAUAUUGGAGGAUUUAUGGACAUAACUCAAUGGUGAGGGUGAAGAAAGGUGUGAUGUGCCUAGCAUUUAUGGAUGGUGGAUCAAAUCUGAGAACUUCUAUAGUUAUAGGAGGGCAUCAAUUGGAAAAUAAUUUUUUGGAGUUCAAUCUUGCAUCUUCAGAGCUACGAUUUAGUUCUUCGCUCUUUACUAAAAAUAGAAGUUGUUCCCACAUGGGAGGAUAUUACUUAAAUUGAGCUUCGUUGAGAGGCUUUUGGUUGUUAGGUGGAGUGUGAAAGAAUGAAAAGAUGGUUUUCAU
Molecule: messenger RNA, 2154 nt
Organism: Rubroshorea leprosula
Lineage: Eukaryota; Viridiplantae; Streptophyta; Magnoliopsida; Malvales; Dipterocarpaceae
Source: the annotation of a GenBank genome assembly